This is a messenger RNA of Aspergillus oryzae RIB40, 579 nucleotides long. RefSeq lists its product as uncharacterized. NCBI's taxonomy places the organism in Eukaryota, Fungi, Ascomycota, Eurotiomycetes, Eurotiales, Aspergillaceae. Bases 1 to 579 code for a protein of 192 amino acids. The record is from RefSeq and is a predicted model, not a curated record. The transcript is spliced from 2 exons.
AUGGUUGACAUGUGUCGACGGGCGAAGUCGGCAGGGCUUGUCUUCCGAAACUUUUGCCUUCUCAAAGCAUGGAUCUUUGGGGCUGGUCUUAUCCUGGGCUUUUCUAUGUUUGCUGGAGAACCCCGCCGCGACGUUGAAAGGCUUUUCGACAGCGCUCUACUACUUCUCGAUGAUAUCGGCCACACUAGCCCACAGGCCCAGCUCUACUACCAAAUCCUGACUAGUUUCUUGGAAGCUGUGAACAAGUAUCGCAACCGAGUUGCAGGAGAGGUGUACCGUACGGUACAGGAUUAUAUGGACCAGAUCCUAACGAUUGAUGCGGUCAUGCCAGGAAAUUCUGCUGCACCUCCAAGUGGUAGACAGGAUGUAUACCCUGGCUGGGACGAUAGCUGGUUAGCAGGCGCAAUGCAAGAUGUUGAGGCAAGCGCCAUUGCACUAGAUCCUAUUUCUUUUGGAACAAGGGGCGCGCAGAUGUUCCGCGAACCUUGUAAUUGGGGUGACAUGGACACUAUGCAAUUGGAGGGGGGCUUGAUCAUCGACGUAGAACCGUUCGAUCAGUUAUUCUAUACAGUUGAAUGA